Molecule: messenger RNA, 288 nt
Organism: Peronospora matthiolae
Lineage: Eukaryota; Oomycota; Peronosporomycetes; Peronosporales; Peronosporaceae
Source: the annotation of a GenBank genome assembly
AUGACCAUGUUGGACGUAAAAGACGACAGCUUUCACGUCACACGUGAAGGCUACUCCCAUCUGAGUGACUCAAAGUGGGAGGUAGUCGGCCGCAUGAGUGUGCUCAUGGGCGAACCCGCCAUCAGUGGCAUGUUGGAGUUCCUAAGCAGAGACAAUCAACAUGCUGCUAUCAACAAGUUCCUACAAGGGGACUUGCCGUUGAAAGAUAGAAGACAUCCUUGCUACAGCGGCAAGGCUCUCAUCAGUCGAUGGGUGGGCCGACGCGCAUGUGUCGAGCCGAAACCUUGA